AGGGAAGAAUUUGGAUAGACCAUAAAAUGGUGGACUAGCAUGUCCCUAUCACUCUCAGACGAACUAACUGUGUUAUUGUGUGUACUUGGUGUUAUUAUUUUUAUCUUCUUUGUUUUCAUGGUGUUCUUGUGUUUCGAAUGUCUGAGGCAGAAAGAAAACCAGCCAGAAGGUGGGGACAAUCUGCGAUUUUCUUGGCUUUCAUUUCUCAGUGUCAAUCAAAAAGGUGACAACGGCGAGAGAUUAGGAAAUAAAAGCAUUUUCAACUUCUCAAAAAAUAAGGAGCAGCCCCCAGCAGCUGUUCCAACAGAGACUUAUGUUCUUAAUGACUCUAUCAAAUCAUCUUAUGUUGAUAUUGUUCCUCAAAGUAAGGGUAUCUACAAAUCAAUAGCGCAAGACUCUGAUUCUGAAUCACAAUUCUCAUUUACAUCGGAACCUGAUCAGCGUAGAUUCUCUCAUUUUGCACCCUUGGAAGCAUCAACAUGUGGGACUAUUGUGUGCUCCAUUAAAUUUUAUCAUUUCGCUAAUAGACUUGCUGUAAGAGUUGGUGAAGUUCAGCUUAAUCUUGUUGAUAACUUAGUCGUCAAUCCUUAUGUAAAGCUUCAUCUACUUCCCGAAUAUAAGCGAGGUAAUCGACAAACCACCCGAGUCAAGCGGAACAGCACCCUUUUCGUGUGUGAUGAGGACUUUUUAUUCGGUGUUGGUUCACGUGAAGUGAGAACCAAGUCGCUUAGUCUGCAGGUGUAUGAUUAUAAAUCUAAUACGAGGCAUAUGUGCAUCGGAAAAGUAAACAUCAACCUGGGAGAUUAUGAUUUUAAAGAUGAAGAUAAACCACUGUCUUUAAAGAGACAUAUUAUUCCUUAUAGAGAAUCUCAGGAACAGUUUGGUGCAUUGCAGGUUGCUUGCAGUGUCACUUCAGAAACUCUGCGGAUCGGAAUCGUUAAAGGGGAGGGAUUAGUUCCAGUCGAUAUGUCCGGAACGCUGGAACCCUACUGCAGGAUUAUGGUUCACAUAGGAUCUGAGUUGGUUCAUAAGAAGAAAACGUGCAUCGCCGAAGCUAUUAACCGGUCACCAGUUUGGGAGGAGUAUUACACGCUGGACCUGCCCGCUAAAACGCUCCUCUGUGAUAUUUCCAUAACAAUAGAGAUACGAGACCACCUACGUAACUCACGGUCUACCUCGUAUCUCCUGAUGGGUCGUGUAACCCUCUCCAACUCUACACCCGGACACGGACAAACCCAGUGGGAACACGUGUGUUCACAGCGCGGCACCAUGGUUACUGAGUGGCAACCCAUCCUACCCUGAACAUAACGAGUGGCAACUCUCCCUACCUUUAACAUACUGAAAACACCAAAACUUCGACAAAACCAUCAUUAUGUACACGGGAUUUUCGUUUUUACUUAGCUGUCUGAUUCUUUUAAAUAUAUAUAGGAGUGAGAGGAUAGUUUCAAAGAUAUUUGUGGAGAAUUUUCGUGGUAGAGCUGAAGGGAAGAUGUUGUUUGUUACUGACAGAGCGUUAGUUAGACCACGUGAUUAGCCGCCCAAUUAGCCGCCCAAUUAGCCGCCCUAGUAUUGACUUAGCUAUUGACAGUGUCACGGCCUGUACGCUAAUACCGGGUUAGUUACGUAAAAGUUAAUCUAUUGUUAGGACGUGUGUUUCUGCCCGGUCAUCAGUCGACUUAACGCACACACAGUCAGAAACUUGUACAUAAUUGUCGCUCCUCUCCUCCUGAAACACAACAUUAUCGUCAAUUUUCUUGGGCGGAAAAAUGGGUGGGAAAGAUCCGUUUGCUAGCCCGACUAAGGAUUACUCGUAACGGAAAAUUCCAGAGACGUGCUAUUUUGGGAAGUAUUUAGGUUUAGCCUCCCAUUUGGGCUGGGUGUAAGCCGGGAGGAGGGCGGUGCUGUUCAAUAACAAUUAAGCUACCCUCUAAUUCUCUAUUGUCAUCUAGAAUUAAUCUCAUUAAAUUCAGAUAAUAGAGCUAUAUAAUAACAGCCGUGUCUUUGACCAGCUGUUGGAUCACAGGAUACCAGAUAUCUGAGAUCUACGGGUGCGGCAUGUUGGGAAUGCAGGUGCGGCAUGUUGGGAAUGCAGGUGGAACGCUAUCUUCGCCCCUUCUACUCGCUCUGGCAGUGCCUCUUUGGAUAGUUGUGUAACAUUUGUAUAGAAUAGGUGGGACUCAUUGCAGCAGGUGGUCACUUGUCAAAGUCAGCCAAUUGUAGAGCGAAAGUUUAGUCAUCUGGUAUUGAAUUGACCAAUGAAGGAGCAGCUAUCUGCGCAACAUUGUGUGCAAUUGACAACGAAAUGAAUUUUAUUCACCUGAAGUUAGGUGGUACACGUGUUAAGGUAUGUUUACUGGUUCAGUUAUAAUGUAACAUCUGGGUGUAGAAAAUAUCGUGGUUCACAUUUAAUGCAGACAGGUUCCAUAAACUUACAGACAUGAAUGUAAGACUGGAAGAAGGAACAAAAAAAACCGAAAUAGAAUAUACGAAAAGAGGGAAAACACGCCAUUCGUUAACUACUGGCCUUUUUCAUCGGUCCAGCUGUUAAAACCAUUCUGAGAAGGAGUGGGUAGAUUUUAUUUCAGGUAUUUUAUGUUUUAACAAAUCUUUGGUAACAUUUUUCAUUGGCAUACGCAUUACUUUUAUUCUGGUUGUUCAUAAACCAGGACUGCUCGUUUAACAUUAUAAACCAUAAGUCAUCUCAUUUGCUGAACAUUCUCUAUCAUGCCUUUUCUUACGUUUCUCAUCAAACUUGUUCAUUUUGUAGCCCUCAAAUAUAAUGCCUCAUUACCAGAUAGUCCUAAAUAAACCAGCUCCCACUAGCCUAAGGACCACAGGCCGUUGCAUAAAGUCCUAUAUUUCCGAACAAUAUGGAUGUUAUGUGAAGAGCGAUAAGUUUCAUGAGGGCACAUGGAGCAUGGAUAAACCACUGGUCCCUGGUCCCUGUCAUUGUCCCCUGUGAAUAUGGAGUCAUCCUGGCUACUGAGAUCAUCUCUUAUCUUAGUCUUAGUCUUGUGGUGAUGAGAGGGUGAGGAGGAGAAUAUUGUAACAUUAGUAUAGAGCCUUCAUCACGUGAUAUGAGUUAGAUGUCACGUGAUAUUGUUGUUUCGAGGUGGGUGGCGGUGUUUAGAAUUGCCAUGAAAAACUUGUUGGAAGCGUGCCAAUUUAUGUGUUACGCACUUCAAUUCUCAUUGGAAUAAGCACCAGCUGAAGUUCGAUGUGUUCAAAUGUUUGAGAAUUUCAGUGAUUCUGCGAGGCUGGGCGUGGUAAUUGAACUAAGGAUAAUAUUCUAAUAACGUAAAAAUCACUGAGUCUGACUAACGCUCUACUCGCUGCAUUUUUGUAAAUUAUAACUAAACUUCGUUGAAAGCAUCUUGAGAACAUGAGAAGAGUUUAUAUUUUUGUUUCAAAAAGUGGGAGAACAUUUGAUUUUUUGAGGGUCGAUCUGUAAUAUUUUCACAUCUGUUUUAGAAGAUCGUGAGGCUGAUAAUUGAUACACUGAUUGAAGGUAUGUAAAGUCUACCUUAUGUGUAAUUGUUCAAAUCGUUUU
Molecule: messenger RNA, 3550 nt
Organism: Bolinopsis microptera
Lineage: Eukaryota; Metazoa; Ctenophora; Tentaculata; Lobata; Bolinopsidae
Product: synaptotagmin-1-like
Exons: 5
Coding region: 40-1302 (420 amino acids)
Biological process (GO): calcium-ion regulated exocytosis; cellular response to calcium ion; regulation of calcium ion-dependent exocytosis
Cellular component (GO): exocytic vesicle; plasma membrane
Molecular function (GO): calcium-dependent phospholipid binding; SNARE binding; calcium ion binding
Source: RefSeq, a predicted model, not a curated record